AUGUCUUUCCAUCCCUCCAUACCUCCUCCUCUCCCUCUCUCUCUCUCUCUCUCUCGUUCAUUUGUUGAGAGAGAUGGAAUGAAACAGAAAUUGAAAAACUACUGUAGAAUGAUGCCCUAUCUAAAUAUCAGCUACGGCGCCGCCUAUCGAGCAGGAGCAGUGCUUACCAUAAGGCUAAGCAGGUGCCUCACGAGCAUUUACGGCGCCGCCUAUCGAGCAGGAGCAGUGCUUACCUCACGGCGCCGCCUAUGGAGCAGUGAGCAGUGCUUACUCAUAAGGCCACGGCGCCGCCUAUCGAGCAGGAGAGCUUACCAUAAGGCUACGGCGCCGCCUAUCGAGCAGGAGCAGGCCACGGCGCCGCCUCAUAACCGGGUCACGGCGCCGCCUUAUCGAGCAGGAGCGGUGCUUACUCAUAAGGUCACGGCGCCGCCUAUCGAGCAGGAGCGGUGCUUACCAUUACGGCGCCGCCUAUCGAGCAGGAGCGACCGGUGCUUACGGCGCCGCCUUAUCGAGCAGGAGCGGUGCUUACUUAUAAGGCCACGGCGCCGCCUAUCGAGCAGGAGCGGUGCCGUUAUCGAGCAGGAGCGUCACGGCGCCGCCUAUCGAGCAGAAGGCGGCGGCGCCGCCUAUCGAGCAGGAGCGGUGCUUACUCAUAAGGUCACGGCGCCGCCUAUCGAGCAGGAGCGGUGCUUACUUAUAAGGCCACGGCGCGCCUAUCGAGCAGGAGCGGUGCUUACCAUAGGCUACGGCGCCGCCUCAUCGAGCAGGAGCGGUGCUUACUAUAAGGUCACGGCGCCGCCUAUCGAGCAGGAGUGGUGCUUACUCAUAAGGCUACGGCGCUGCCUAUCGAGCAGGAGCGGUGCUUACCAUAAGGUCAUGGCGCCGCCUUAUCGAGCAGAAGCGGUGCUUACUCAUAAGGUCACGGCGCCGCCUUAUCGAGCAGGAGAGCAAGCUACUCAUAAGGCUACGGCGCCGCCUAUCGAGCAGGAGCGGUGCUUACCAUUUAUAAUGCCACGGCGCCGCCUAUCGAGCAGGAGCAGUGCUUACCAUAAGGUCACGGCGCCGCCUAUCGAGCAGGAGCGGGUGCUUACUCAUAAGGCACACGGCGCCGCCUAUCGAGCAGGAGCGGUGCUUAUCAUAAGGCCACGCGCCGCCUAUCGAGCAGGAGCGGUCACGGCGCCGCUAGCAGGAGCGCCGCCUAUCGAGCAGGAGCUGUGCGCAUUAAGGUCACGGCGCCGCCUAUCGAGCAGGAGAGCAGUGCUUACUCAUAAGGCCACGGCGCCGCCUAUCGAGCAGGAGCACAGGAGCGGUGCGACUCAGGCGUCACGGUGCCUAUCGAGCAGGAGCAGUGCUUACCAUAAGGGCUACGGCGCCGCCUAUAUCGAGCGGGGCGGUGCUUACUCGACAGGCUGCGGCGCCGCCUAUCGAGCAGGAGCGGUGUUUACUCAUAGGUCACGGCGCCGCCUAUCGAGCAGGAGCAGUGCUUACUUUAUAAGGUCACGGCGCCGCCUAUCGAGGCAGGAGCGGUGCUUACCGAGUAAGGCCACGGCGCCGCCUAUCGAGCAGGAGCGGUGUUACUAUAAGCAAUAUGGCGCUGCCUAUCGAGCAGGAGCAGGCGUUGAUUUCAUAUACAGUCAUGGCGCCGCCUAUCGAGCAGGAGCGGUGCUUACCAUAAGGCGUCGCUGGCGCCGCCUAUCGAGCAGGACCGGUGCUUACUCAGUAUAA
This is a messenger RNA of Acanthosepion pharaonis, 1725 nucleotides long. The record is from the annotation of a GenBank genome assembly. Lineage: Eukaryota; Metazoa; Mollusca; Cephalopoda; Sepiida; Sepiidae.